GCUCUUCCGGGCGCCAGCCUUCAGGUUUGGCUUUGAAGAGCAGCAGCGCCGUGGUUUUGUGUACCGCGCUUGGAGUGCUGCUGCAGGGAGCUGAGUAGGGAACUUGGGCGAGCUGGGAAACCACGACAUGGACGCAGUGACCUACAGUGAUGUGCAUGUUGAUUUCACUUUGGAGGAGUGGGCUUUGCUGCAUCCUUCCCAGAAGAAUCUCUACAAAGAUGUGAUGUUGGAGACCUAUACAAACCUCGCUGCUAUAGGCUACAAAUGGGAAGAUCAUAAAAUUGAAGAACAUUGUCAAAGUUCUCGAAGACAUGAAAGGCAUGAAAGAAGUCAUACUGGCGAAAAACCUUCUGAAUAUACACAAUGUGUUAAAGCCUUUCCAUGUCACAGUCAUCUUCAAUGGCAUAAAAUAAUUCAUACUGGAGAGAAACCCUCUGAAGUUAUUCAAUAUGGUGAAGCCUUUGCAUGCCAAAUCAGUCUCCGAACACAUAAAAGGACACAUACAGGAGAGAAACCCUAUGAAUGUAAUCAUUGUGGUCAAGCCUUUGCAUGUCUCAAGAGUCUCCAAACACAUAAAAGAAAACAUACUGGAGAGAAACCCUAUGAAUGUAAUCAAUGUGGUAAAGCCUAUGCACAACACAGUAGUCUUCAAACACAUAAAAGAACACAUACUGGAGAGAAACCCUAUGAAUGUAAUGAGUGUGUUAAAGCCUUUGCAUGUCACAAGAGUCUUCGAACACAUAAGAGAAUACAUACUGGAGAGAAACCCUAUGAAUGUAAUCAAUGUGGUAAAGCCUUUGCACAACGUAGUAGUCUUCAAACACAUAAAAGGACACAUACAGGAGAGAAACCCUAUGAAUGUAAUCAAUGUGGUAAAGCCUUUGCACAUCUAGUCAGUCUCCAAAUACAUAGAAGAACACAUACUGGAGAGAAACCCUAUGAAUGUAAUCAAUGUGGUAGAGCCUUUGCACAAUACAGUAAUCUUCAAACACAUAAAAGAACACAUACUGGAGAGAAACCCUAUGAAUGUAGUGAGUGUGAUAAAGCCUUUGCAUGUCACAAGAGUCUCCGAAAACAUAAAAGAAUGCAUAAUGGAGAGAAACCCUAUGAAUGUAAUCAAUGUGAUAAAGCCUUUGCGCAGCACAGUCAUCUUCAAAGACAUGAAAGAAAACAUACUGGAGAGAAACCCUAAAAAUGAUGUAAUCAAUGUGAGAAAGACUUUGCAUGUAUCAAUAGUCUUCAAAAACAAGCAAAAAUCAUACUGCAGAGAAACCCUCUAAAUGUAGUCAGUGUAGCAAAGUUUUGCAAAUCAUGGUAGUCUUUAUACAAGAGUAAAUAUUUUACUAUGUAAUUGGUAUAUUAAAGCCUAAAAACUCAUACCAAAGGGAAUCCGAAAAUAAAUCAUUUGGUAAGAUCUUUAGUCAACACACCUAUGUUCAGUUACAGAAGAUUAUUUAUUCUGGAGAAAAUCUGUUCAAGCGUUAUGUUGUCCCUCUUUAUUUUGUUUAUACUGGCAAACCCACAUGGACAAAAGGCCUAUAAAAUGUAAAUGAUAAGCUAUCCCCUUUAGAUUUCAUACUUCAGUUACAUGAGAUAAUCAAUCCAGUGUAAAACUUAAUGAGUAUGUGUUAGUGCCUUUUCUGUUCCUGUUAUUCAACGUCAUGUCUAAGUGAACUUAUGAAAGGGUUUGAUUUGACCCUUGGUUCCAGGGCGAUAGAGCAUCAACAUAAAAGUGGCAUGGAAUCAGGUGUCAGACACGGCAACUAAAGUAGGAAGGUAAGAAUUCACAAACUUAACCUGCAGCAUGAAGUAGAAAGUGUAAACUGAAAAUGGUGUGCAGAUGUUCUCUCUCAGGCCAACCCCGGUGACAUUCUUCCUGCAGAGCAGCAUGACGUAAAUUUUCAGCAAUGAUUUUACAGACUGAGAAUGAUGAUUCAUGACUUCAAGUGUACAUGCUUGCUUUCUGUUACAUGAACCAAUUCAUGAUGGAAAAAAAACUCUGUAAGCCUUUAGAUGCCUCAACACCUGUGUCACAGGAGUUACAAGAGAAAAUAUUCAUGAGUGAAAUUUAGUUUAAAGAUUUGUUUUAGUUUUAAUUAUGCAAUGUCACUGAGUCUUUGUGUGGGUAUGUGCAUGUACAUUCUGUUUCCUAAGAAUGUUAGACCCUUGGAGCUUCUUGUAGCAGGGAUUAUUGGAAGUUCUCAAAAACCUGACGUUAGUCCAGGGAAUGAACUAAUAUUAAGGGCUCGGUCAUGUUUCUAGCUUUGUAAAUAUUUUAAAGCUUUUUUUCAUAUCGGGGGAAAUAUGGAGGAACUCACACAAGAAAAAAAACCUAUCCAUGUAAAUGAUUUGGUAAGUACUUUAGACUUAACAGUUGUCUCAGUUUCAAGAAAACAAACUUGUUUUAUCUCUCUUUCAAUAUAGCCUUGAAGUGAGUAAAUUAUGUACCAAGUUCACUAAAGAGUGAUGUGAAGAUCACAUUGUGGCUUCUAUUUUGCAACAUUUGAGGAUUUCUCUGUGUGGCUUUGGCUGUCCUGGAGCUCAUUCCGCCAAUCUGACCUGGAGUUCAUAGAGAUCUGCCUGCCUCUGCAGGUGCUGGAGAAGUGUGGUUGGUCUGCAAUGUCGAAAUGCUGGAACUUUGGCAAGCAGCAAUGGUCACCAUGUGGUCCACACCAUUAUUUCACAACAUAGUUUCAUGUGCUAUGGAUAUGUAUCUAAGUAAUUAUUUUUUGAAAUUACAUUCUUAUUAUGUCCCCAUUAUUUUCCCAUGGGGUACUUCACCUUGAUGUACUGCCUUCAAAGGGGACUAUCCAGAAAUGCCUUACAAUGUAAUAGCAAUGAGAUUUAUUAAAAACAAAACAAAAAACAUUCUA
Cricetulus griseus (Chinese hamster) is the source of this 2873-nucleotide messenger RNA. NCBI's taxonomy places the organism in Eukaryota, Metazoa, Chordata, Mammalia, Rodentia, Cricetidae. The record is from RefSeq and is a predicted model, not a curated record.